AUGCUCCUUCGCGAUGCUGACCCCUCACCUUCAGGUAACACAUUAAAAGGUGCAAAUAUUGUUAAAUCAAAAAUUGAUAUUAGUAAAAUAAAAGUUUGGAAUUAUGAUGAUAUAAAUCUACCGAAAUUUGAUGAAGCAAAUGCAGUUAUUGCAAAAUGGGCCAUAUUUAAAGAGACAAAUGAAAAUUCAUUUGUUUAUUUUGUUUUGGAAAUUCAAGUGGUACCUGAUAAUUAUCAUCAUCAAGAUGAGUAUCAUAUGCGAUUUCGUUAUGAAAAACAACCAAUUACAACGGAUCAAAAUAAAAACCAAAUAAAAAUAAUACAAUAUAUGUUUACCAAUGAUGUAAAUGAACAACAACAACUUUUUGCCUCGUAUUAUAAUCGUAUUGCAACAAUGCCUCGUAUAACAAAAAUAAAAGAUAUGUUACCAAACAAUAUUGGUUCAAAAUUGCUUAUUCAGUUAUUAUGGCAUCGUAGAAUUGAUACACAGUCCAUAGAUGAUAGUAUAUGUCAAUUGGUUGAAUCAAUAUGGUUAGAAUCAAUUGGAGAUUUAGAAGAAAUGCUUAGUGUUCAACCAGAAACAAUAACAUUAAAGAAGAUUAUUGAAGCAGAAGCUGUUUUGUUAGAACAAAAGCGUCUAUUAGAUACUAACAUUGAUACAGUAUCAUCUGAAAUUAAUACAAAAUUUUAUUCACUCAUUCCACAUAAUUCUAGUUUUAUGUUAGAUUUAAAUAAUCGUCGAAUAUUAACAGAAAAAAUGAAUUUAUGUCAAAUGCUACGUGAUAUGUUAACUGUAAAUGAAAUAACAAACUGGAAUAUAAAAGCAUCCAUAGAAGCAAAAUAUCGUUCAUUAAACUGUUAUAUAAAUACAAUUGAUAAAGAUUCCAUUGAAUUUGGCAGAAUUACUAAUAUGAUAAAGUCAUCAACAAAUCCAAAUGAAGAAGUUAUUGUACACAAUAUCUUUGAAAUUACAAGACAAACUGAAGCAAUUAAUUUUAAAGCAACGUUAAAUAAUCAAUGUCAGCUAUUUCAUGGUUCUAAAUAUAGUAAUUUUCUUGGAAUUUUAUCACGAGGUUUACUAAUGCCAAAAAUCGUAGUUAAGGAAUUCGGUGGAACAAGAAGCGAUAUUGGUCAUCUAGGCUAUGGAUUAUAUUUUUCAGAUUCCAUCAGUACAUCUUUGAAAUAUACAGUCAAAAGUAAUCAAAAUGGUAAACGUUUGUUGUGUAUAUGUAAUGUGGCUCUUGGCGAUAGUGCACAGCAUUAUUCAUAUGCAACCGAUUUGACACAGCCACCUGAAAAUUUCCAUAGUGUACAUGGUGUUCAAAAGACAAUUGAUAACCAUUCUAUGUUUGAAGAUAACGAGUAUGCCAUUUAUAAUCUAGAUCAACAACGUCUACUGUAUUUAGUUGUUGUUUCUUGGAAACCACAUGAUAUAAUCUCAAGUGUUCCAACAAUCUUGCCAAUUAUAAGAGAUCAAAUAAUCGAUCGACAAACAUCAGUUGAAGUUCCAGAAUUAAUCGAAGAUGAAGUUAUUCAAAUUGCUGAACAAGAUUAUGGUUUGAUUUCAGCUGGACAACGUCUCCCGUUAAAAGAAUUUCAUAUAAGAGCACAAUUAGUUGAUGUUACUGCAGAGGUUGUACUAUAUCAGCUGUAUCAUAAUAACAGUUCACGAGCUAUAGAGGCAAAAUACGUAUUCCCGUUAGAUGAACAUUCAACAGUGUGUGGUUUUGAAGCUCAUAUUAACAAUAAGGUUAUUGUUGGAGUUGUUAAAGAAAAAGAACAAGCAAAAAAGGAAUAUCGUGAAGCUAUUGAAAAGGAUUACGGAGCUUAUUUAAUGGAUCAGGAACAACCGGAAGUUUUUAGUGUUUCCGUUGGUAAUUUACCACCAAAUUGUGAAGUUGUUAUUAAAAUAACAUAUGUCGUGGAAUUAGCAAUUGAAAACG
Didymodactylos carnosus is the source of this 1942-nucleotide messenger RNA. NCBI's taxonomy places the organism in Eukaryota, Metazoa, Rotifera, Eurotatoria, Philodinida, Philodinidae. The record is from the annotation of a GenBank genome assembly.